Molecule: messenger RNA, 563 nt
Organism: Phytomonas sp. EM1
Lineage: Eukaryota; Euglenozoa; Kinetoplastea; Trypanosomatida; Trypanosomatidae
Source: the annotation of a GenBank genome assembly
GGACUUCGAGAGACAUUAGACAAUAUAUUACGAUCUGAUUCAUGCAAGAUGCUAUACCCGAAGAAGAAGAGAUCGAAGAACUUCUUCUGGUCUCGAAAUCAUUGAAUAAAGGAGUAGCGACGAUAAAAGAAACUCCUCCAUCGGCACAAAUAAAAAAAGGAACAUCUCCUAAUGACAGCGUGGAUGACUGCGAUCUCGGAUUUAGCUAUGUGUCCACCUCGCAGCGUAGCAUCAUCCCUAGAAAGGGUACUUUGCCUUCGUAUAUAGCAGGCGCUUCUAAUGAUACUCCAGCUCUAGCAGUGGCAUCUUCUAAACAUAUCAAACACACGACUGGAGAUGAGUGGGAAACAAAAAACGAUGCCGUUAUGGAUGCUGACGACUUAGGAGAGUUGCCCGAUGAUACUGAUUACCCAAACGACAAGAAGGAAUAUGAGGCGUGGAAAGAAAGGUUUGUACGACGGAAGCAGCAAUUUUAUGGCUCAACUGAGAACAAGGGUGAAAUGUCAGUAUGAUAAUCUGUAAAGUGGGAUAUAAAAGCGUAGAAUGCUUCCCAUUGAACUCUU